GAUUUCAUGGUUGCGAAAUAAGCAGAAGAUAAGAUCGUUGUGUUUAUAUAUUGCUUACAUUAUUUCACUAUUUUCAACGAGUAAAUGGUUAAAACCUUAAUUUUGUAUUUUCACCGUUUUGUUAAAAGUGCCUAACAUUUUACAUUCUUAGAAGGUCAGUUGCUAAAUCUUACCAAGGCAAAUGCUAAAGCCGCCAAGAAAAUCCCAUACGCCUCUUAAUUAUCCGUUGUAUCCUUUUAGACCAAACCACUCACCCCCUACUUCAAGUCCAAUUAAGCUCUUAAAAUUAUCAGCCGAUACGAAAAACCUCAAAUUUGGUGAAAUCAUCCAUGCCCAUUUGAUCAUUACUAAUCAAACCACCCAAAACAAUGCAAUUGAGGUUAACUCCUUGAUAAAUUUUUAUGCUAAAUGCAAUGAGGUUUCGAUUGCUCGCAAACUGUUCGAUAAUAUGCUUCAAAGAAAUGUGGUCUCCUGGAGUGCGUUGAUGACUGGGUAUUUACGUAAUGGGUUUUCUUUAGAAGUGAUUAGGUUGUUGAAAGAUAUGAUUUUGGAUGAUAAUGUAAGUCCAAAUGAGUAUAUUUUUGCUAUUGCUUUGGCUUCUUGUUCUGAUAGUGGAAGAGUCAAGGAAGGUCAACAAUGCCAUAGUUAUGUAUUGAAGUCUGGGUUAGUUUUUCAUCAAUAUGUGAGGAAUGCUCUUUUGCAUAUGUAUUCGAAGUCCUACACUGUUAAAGAGACUAUGCGGGUUUGGAAUUUAGUGCCUGGAAAUGAUGUUUUUGGUUAUAAUUCUGUUUUGAGUGGAUUCUUGGAAAAUGGUUAUCUGAAAGAAGGUUUAGAUGUUCUGAGCUGGAUGGUGAAAGAGAAUGUGAAGUGGAAUAGUGUUACUUAUGUUAAUGUUUUUGGGCUUUGUGCUUGUUUGAAAGAUUUGAGAUUGGGUUUGCAAGUUCAUGGUAAAAUGUUAGUAAGUGAUGCUGAAUGUGAUGCAUAUGUCAGUAGCACGAUAAUUAAUAUGUAUGGAAAAUGUGGAGAAGCUGUAAAUGCAAGAAAAGUUUUUGAUGAGUUACAAAGUCUAAAUGUAGUGCUGUGGACAACGAUUAUUGCUGCUUAUUUCCAAAAUAGGUGCUUUGAGGAAGCAUUGAAUUUAUUUCCAAGAAUGAAACUUGUUUCAACACCAAACGAGUUUACUUUUGCUGUGCUACUGAAUGCUAGUGCAGGAUUGUCUGCUUUAAGACAUGGGCAUCUGUUACAUGCAUGCGCAGAGAAGUCAGGUUUUAAGGAUUAUGUCAUUGUGGGGAAUGCUUUGAUCAAUAUGUAUGCAAAAGGUGGCAAUAUUCAAGCAGCAAACAAAGUAUUUGCAGAUAUGAUACAUCGAGACACCAUUACUUGGAACGCAAUGAUAUGUGGUUAUUCACAUCAUGGGCUAGGCAAGGAAGCACUUAAAGUGUUGGAAGAAAUGUUAGAUAGAGGGGAGCAUCCUAACUAUGUGACUUUCAUUGGGGUUCUCUCUGCUUGCAGUCAUCUAGGUCAUGUACAGGAAGGUUUCUCCUAUUUAAGUUUAAUGAAAGAGAGUGGUGUUGAACCUGGAUUGGAGCACUAUACAUGUAUUAUUGGCCUUCUCAGCAAGGCUGGAAGAAUUGAUGAUGCUUAUAAUUUUAUGAGGUCUACACCUAUAAAAUGGGAUAUCGUUGCCUGGCGUACUUUAUUCAAUGCUUGUAAUGUUCAUCGAAACUAUGGUUUGGGAAAGCAGAUUGCAGAAUGGGUCUUAGAGAUGGACCCUGAUGAUGUGGGAACAUAUACACUGUUAUCUAAUAUGUAUGCCAAGGCAAAGAGUUGGGAGGGAGUAGUCAAAAUUCGGAAGUUGAUGAAAGACAAACAUAUCAAGAAAGAACCUGGAGUAAGCUGGAUAGAAGUAAGAAGUGUUACCCAUAUUUUUGUUUCAGAAGAUAUUAAUCAUCCAGAACACGUUAAGAUUUAUGAAAAGGUAAAGGAAUUAUUGGCUAUGAUUAAGCCUUUGGGAUAUGUUCCUGAUGUUGACGCAGUACUGCAUGAUGUAGAGGAUGAGCAGAAGGAUCACUAUCUUAGUUAUCACAGUGAGAAGUUGGCCAUAGCAUAUGGUCUUAUGAAAACGCCUUCAGAAGCACCUAUCGUUGUAAUAAAGAAUCUAAGGAUAUGUGAUGAUUGCCACUUGGCCGUGAAACUUAUUUCAAAGGUGACAAAUAGGAGGAUCAUUGUUAGAGAUACCAAUCGUUUCCAUCAUUUUCAAGAUGGAUAUUGUUCUUGUGGAGAUUAUUGGUGAUUAUUAAUGUAUUAUUCAGUUGUACGUAUAAGCAGAAAAUUGCAUUAUUGACAACACACAGAUUGCUGAGACCAAUACCAUAUUAACCUUCCUGCUACACAAAGAUGUUGAGCCUGUUGGAGGUCCCACGCGGCAUGAUAUUAUGUCAUCAAGGUUUAGGCUUUCAGACAAAAAAAGAAAAAAAAUAAAAAAAAAAUGGAACUAGAGUUGUAUUAUCGAUUUUGAGCCAUGGCCGACUCCAUAUUUGCAAGAAAUGAUAAUGGAAGGCUUAACUUUCUUCCAACUUAAAAGUAAAGGAAAUGCUUUCAGCUCAAGAAAGCAGUCAAAGAGGAAAGAUGCUUCAGAGGAAUUUAUCAAGGAAUGGAAUGGAUGAGUAGUUUAUAUAUAGUUUAUACAGCAGGGGGUUUAGGAAGUAUUUAUUGCCUUAAUGUCGGGCGGCAAACAGAAAAUCUAAUAUUGGGAGAAGGUGCAAGAAAAGAAAGGCAGAGAAACGGUCACCUGUCUAUUUGUGCAAAUGAAAGGAAGUUUCUCUGAAUUUUGGUUGAAGUCUAUUUAAAAAGAAAAAAAAAAAAAAAGGGUUAGGCGGGGAUUUUUCAUUUUUGGCUUAUCUACCUGGAAAUAGUAGACAAUUACCAAGAAUAUGUCUAUGCCCUUCUCAGUGGAUUUCUCAGUUGACUGAAAUCUGUACACUUAUAUUUAAAUUGGAAUUUCUUGGAAAGCAGAAAAAUAGUGGACUAUUCACUCUUUUUCA
Messenger RNA from Jatropha curcas, 3044 nucleotides. Its product is annotated as Pentatricopeptide repeat (PPR) superfamily protein. Gene Ontology annotation, molecular function: RNA binding; zinc ion binding; protein binding. NCBI's taxonomy places the organism in Eukaryota, Viridiplantae, Streptophyta, Magnoliopsida, Malpighiales, Euphorbiaceae. The record is from RefSeq and is a predicted model, not a curated record. Gene Ontology annotation, biological process: RNA modification.